UUAUGGGUUGUUAUUCUGCACUGUACAAAUUAUCGUCGUGUGCUGCUUUGAAAUAGGAGACAAUAUAGAUAAACUAAAAAGUGUUCUCUUCAUCUAAACUUAAACACUUGCUGCCCGGUCUGUUGGAGAAAAUGCCUUGGCAAGAUUUAAUUCCUGUUGUUUACAACAGCAGGAGCCAGAGACGUCCAUGAGAGUCCUCCCACUGUACGUGAGUACGUCCAUUCACCGUCGCUGGGAGCCAUAUUGUUAUUGCUUGCAAAGUAUCGAGCGGCAGGAAAGAAGAGUGAUCCAGCGGAGUGGAGAUCGUAGUCGCUAGCUACUUUUAGUUUGGAAUAAAAGGAAUAUAAAUUGACCAGCAAGUACCUGGCAGAAAUUAAGAACUGGUAGGAAAGAAAAGAUGGUUGAUCGCCUGGCUAACAGCGAAGCAAAUUCAAAACGGAUAAAUGUUGUGGAGGGGUGCUUUGGAGCAGCUGGUCAACCCUUGGCUAUUCCUGGUAGAGUCCUCAUCGGGGAAGGAGUGCUAACAAAGCUCUGCAGAAAGAAACCAAAAGCCAGGCAGUUUUUCCUCUUCAACGACAUCCUUGUAUAUGGUAACAUUGUCAUUCAGAAAAAGAAGUACAACAAACAGCACAUAAUUCCUCUGGAAAAUGUCACAAUUGAUUCUAUUGAGGACGAAGGCGACCUACGCAAUGGAUGGCUUAUAAAAACUCCUACCAAAUCCUUUGCUGUUUAUGCAGCUACCGCCACAGAGAAGUCCGAAUGGAUGAACCACAUCAGCAAGUGUGUGUCCGACUUGCUUGAAAAAAGUGGAAAGGCACCAAACAGUGAACAUGCUGCAGUGUGGGUACCUGAUUCAGAGGCCACCGUGUGUAUGCGUUGUCAGAAAAUUAAGUUUACACCAGUAAGCCGCAGGCAUCACUGCCGCAAGUGUGGGUUCGUGGUGUGUGGGCCCUGCUCGGAGAAAAAGUUUCUGCUUCCCAGUCAGUCCUCCAAGCCGGUGCGGGUCUGUGAAUUUUGUUACGAUCAGCUCUCCAGUGGGCAGCUGAGUGCAAGCUUGCCUCCCAGAUCAGACUCUUACAAAUUUCCCAUGAAUAACGUAUCGGAUGAUGAUGAUGAUGAGGACAGCAGUGACUGAAGACAGCAAGCUUAGUCUAAUAUUUAGAAUAUUUAACAGAAUAUUUAGCUGGGCUUGAAAUUAGCAAUUAAAAAAAAAAAAAAAUCUGAAGUCUUACCCUUUUUAAUGAUGGUUUAUUAAAUUUAUGAAAGUUUCCAAAACAUGUUCAUAGCUAAAUGCUUGAGAUUCCCAGAUCUCUGUGUUUGGGUGAUUUUAUAAAACCUAUGUCUAUUAACCCUUUUAAUGCUAAAUAUUUAUUGUGUGUUUUGGACACACAAAACAUAUUUUUCAUUAAAAUGUUUUCUCAAAAUUCCACAGUUUACCUUGUUUCUGAGUAACGGUUAUUUUUUUUGCUGCUUUAUCUCUAAAUCUCAUUAAGGGUGUCACUACAGGAGUGGAAUAUACAACAGUCUCUGGCUUGCCCAAAUAAUCCAAAGUGCUAAUUUUAAGUUCUAGUCUGUAAUGGGCUGCUUCUUGGGAAUACCAUGACUCAGUUCUAGCUAUACAUUUCCACCCAUGAACCUUAAAGAAAGGAUGUGCCUCUGUGCUGACAGCUCUUAACUUUUUUGCAGGGAUAUGAACUCUAGUGACUUUUUGUCUGUUUUAAAUCUCACUGGUAAAUUAAUCGUAAAUUUGGUAGUUUUGUAUUAUUUACCUGUUUGCCAUUUGUAUAUUAAAAAAGGUGUGCAGUAUUUAAUAAAAAGAACAUAAGAAAAUAAAACACCAGAUAACACAUUUAACAUUUUUAAGAUGAAUAUGCAAAAGACUAUUGAUCGGGAUUGUUUGAACACACCAGUCAUACCUUUUUCUAUUAUUGCUUACGACAAAUCAAAUGGAGGGUAAUUACUUGACAAAUAUGUGUUCUUUCAGAUCUAAAGCAAUAUUUAUCGUAAUACAGAUUCUAAUUUUAAACUCUUUAAAUUGGGAAUACGUAGUUUUACACAAGGCCUUAUUUGCCACACAGUGCCUUUAUGAGAUCACUCAUAGCAUCCAUACUAGUUUGUGUUUUUCGCACAAACAGAACUCCUAAUUGCUGUUGCUUGUGGGUGAGGAAUGAUAGUGUGAUAUUCACAGGAGCCGUACACAAUGGUGUCCAAUAAUAUAUUAGUUUGUCCACACACACACAUUAUAUAUAUAUAUAUAUAUAUAUAUAUAUAUAAACUGAGAACUGACUGGAAUAUGCAGAUCACCAAUAUUUAAAGGAAAUAUAAACAAACAAGUUGAAGCAACCAUAUUUUGAAAAAAAUAAAUAAAAAAUAAUAAUUUAAAGAGUAAGUAGUGCGGUUCUGAAAAAUAUAGCGUUACACCUCCCCACAUGUUGAUACAACUGUUUAAAUAAUUUUUCUUUUCAUUGUUAACAUCCUGACAACUUUUUACACUUAAGUCUGUUUCAAAUAUCUUUUUAUAAUGGCCGCUCUAGUGCACUGGGGUUUGAGAUCAGGGAUGUUUCAAACAGGUAACACAACAAUAACGAUCCAUGGUGUGUUAUGGAACAGAAAAGCUAGAGCACCUUUUUGUUUUAUUUAUUUUUUUAUAUUUUUUUUUUUUCUAAAUUACUCUUCCUACAGUGAUUUAGAGGACACACAUCCCUGAUCUCAAACCCCAGUGCACUAGAGCGGCCAUUUUGAAAAGAGCUUUGAAACAGUGUAAAAGUUGUCAGGAUGUUAACAAUGAAAAAAAAAAUACUGGUACAUUAUUUAAACAGUUGUAGCAACAUGUGGGGACGUGUAAAGCUAUAUUUUUCAAAACCCUGCUAGUUACUCUUUAAGGCAGUGCUGCCCAAACACGGUCCUGGAGAGCCCCUAUCCAGUAAGUUUUGUAGGUCACCCUAAAUCGCUAAUUUCUAAAGACUGGGAACACAUGGAAGUUAUUGAUCAAUUAAGCAAAUAACUUGUUCAAUUAAGGGAACUCUGGUCACUGGGCCAGUUUACAUGCUGGGAAAAUGUCAUGACUUGUUUACUGUCAUGACUUAUUUAAGGUGGUACGGUCUGGAUUACAAUUUUAGUCAGUUUUGGUUUAUGUUUAGUUUAUGUUUGAAUACAAAUAUAAUACAUUAUACAAAAAUCAAAUACAACAUGAAGUUUCAAAGCAGGAAUUGUUAAAUUAAACAAACCAAAACUAUCUAAAAUUAUAAUUCAGCCGUACCACCUUAAAUAAGUCAUGACAGUAGACAGAUAAGUCAUGACAUUUUCCCAGCAUGUAAUCCAGGCCAUUGAGGGCUCAAAAGGGUAGUUCAUUUUUUGUACCAAAUGAUCUCUAAAUGACUUCAUUUAAUAAAUCACCUGCUUAAUUGAUCACAAUGAAAUUGUUCCAGGUGUUAAGAAAUUGAUGAUUAAAGGUUACCUAUAAAACCUGCUGGAUAGGGGCUCUCCAGGACCGGGUUUGGGCAGCACUGCUUUAAGGUAUAUGUCCCACCAUGGGUAGAAUAAGGAAAUGAAACAAUACUGUAGUUGGCCAGAGAGCAACAUUUGGGAGUAGAUGAAACUGCAUUUCCAACAAUCAAAGCAGUUGCUAUAGUACCUUUUAGCAACCAUGCUCCUCCCCGCCCCCUUACUUUCACAUUAAUGGCGGUACUGUAAAUGUUAAUUCCUGGAUUUGCCUAAUUAUCAGUCUCUCCACCACAGAAAUAAAAUGCUAAGAAACUAGUUUCUACUGUACGUAAAUGAAAAAUAAACGUAUUAUUCCCUGUAGGGCUACAGGAUGUCAAAAUUGCAGUAACCUUUUAAAAGGAAUAAUAUAUAUAUAUAUAUAUAUAUAUAUAUAUAUAUAUAUAU
Molecule: messenger RNA, 3888 nt
Organism: Acipenser ruthenus (sterlet)
Lineage: Eukaryota; Metazoa; Chordata; Actinopteri; Acipenseriformes; Acipenseridae
Product: pleckstrin homology domain-containing family F member 2-like
Exons: 2
Coding region: 398-1135 (245 amino acids)
Molecular function (GO): phosphatidylinositol binding; metal ion binding
Source: RefSeq, a predicted model, not a curated record